Aspergillus ibericus CBS 121593 is the source of this 2744-nucleotide messenger RNA. RefSeq names its product FHA domain protein. Bases 179 to 2254 code for a protein of 691 amino acids. Gene Ontology annotation, molecular function: protein binding. The record is from RefSeq and is a predicted model, not a curated record. The transcript is spliced from 6 exons. NCBI's taxonomy places the organism in Eukaryota, Fungi, Ascomycota, Eurotiomycetes, Eurotiales, Aspergillaceae. Gene Ontology annotation, cellular component: cytoplasm.
UCCCUUCUCCUGUCUCCCUAUCUCGACCUUCCCUUAAUCUUCAUCGACUCAUCUAGUUCAGAAGGCUCCGCACUGGUUUGCGUUGCUGUCCCCUCCCCCUUUCUUUCAUUCGUGCGCCCUGAGCAGACUGGGCUUCUGAAGAUCGUUCUUCUAUCUGUCUGCUUGUUACAACAUCAACAUGCCGGCCACACAGGCUGUUGUGACGCUCCACCCUCUAUCCCUCUUUGAUGAAAUCCCAUAUCGGUCCCUAGAUUUCUUCCCUACAAAAAACGAUGCCAACAUUGGUCGGGCUUCUAAACGUGAAUCAAAGAAUCUGAUUCCCGCCAAAAACAAUGGACUGUUUGAUUCUAGGGUCAUGUCGCGCAAUCAUGCCAAAAUGUGGGUAUCCUUGGAGAAGCAGAUCGUCUACAUUCGUGAUGGCGGAUCGAUGCAUGGCACUUGGAUAAAUGGAAAGAGAAUCCCAGCCGAUGAGGACACUGUCAUCAAGCAUGGUGAUGUGGUCACCUUUGGAUCCACAGUAUUUCGUGGCACGGAUACCUUCCCUCCACUUAAGGUUCGCUGUGAAUUUGAGUGGUCCAAUCCUAGCCGUAGACCGGUACCUGCUUCUAACACGUUCUGCGUUCCUGAUGACGAAGAAAGUGAUGUUAAGCAGGAUCCCAUUCCUGUGGUAAUCGCGUCCGAGAACGCAUCUGAGAACGCAUCCGAGGACGGCAACUCUGCACCCGGCUCAGAUUCAGACGACCAAUCAGUCAUGGAGGUCACAUCACCUUUGACAUCUCCUCUGAAGAAGGAUGAUGCAGAAAGUUGUCAUGUGACAGCCUCCUCGGAUAUAACUAGUGGUGAUAAGCAAGCGGGUGGAGCAGGAUCCGAACAAAGCCCUAUCGAUCUCGAGGGUGAACAACAUGAACAACCUCUGGUGACUCCGCGAAUGACCCCACCAUCUGUCAUAGAUAUCAUUGAGGACCCCGGCAACACGGUCCAUCAUUUCAGCGACUUCCUUCAAGAGGCAGAUGCUAUGUCUGUGAUGGACUCCGACGACGACGACGGCGAUGAAGAAGAUUCCAGCUGGGAAGAGGACGACCAUGCUGGCUUGGACGAUGACUUGGACUCUCAGUCGUCGUUCGAAUCUAAUGCUGUCGAAUCAUACGUAGAUGAGGAAUCAGUGAGACCCAACAGUCCUCGUGUUUUGGGUAUCUGCGACUUGAUAGUACCAGAGACAGGCUUUGCUGUGGAAGAAACAAACACGCGCUCAAAUCCCGAGGCCGAUGGUCCUCAUUCUCAGAGCUUUCGAGGUAUUGGGGAGAGCCUGGCCUGUGAAGCCGAACCCUAUGGACCUGGAUUAUUGGCCAUGGGAAACACUGCCCCAGACUCGCAUUGCCAAGGUAUGCGGCCUGCUGGAAUAACAACGACUGAAGCUCCACCUCCGUCAGUCUUUCUACAACCCACACCAUCGCCUCAAAGCAGAAAGGCACUGGAUCAUCCCGCUCCAAGCUUUCACAGUACCCCUUCUGUUCUUCCCAUGGACUGGUGGAAUCCACGAAGCACUACAAAUACUGCUUACGCUCUGCAUACUCCCCCCACCCCACAAGUGCCUUACGCUGAUGGACCUUUCGUCAACAAUGAAUCGUUUUUGCUAGGCGAUACUGCUCCUAAUUUCAAACCUAGCACCGAGUCGGUCGCUGCGUCCACUGCUACGGCCAUGGAGAAGAACCAGGAAGCCCCUCCAAAUUAUGGACCGGAAAUCCAGAAGACGACGGCCAUAGCAUGGGAACAGCACAAAGUCUCUUCCGCAUCGUUUCCGCAAGCACCUAGGCUCGAACAGGAAUCAAUUGCCGUACCAGAAAAUAGAUCACUGAAAAGAAAGGCGGAAGACAUCGAUGGUCCUUCUCCAGCCUCUGGACUUGAUACUGCUGUUUAUGACGAAGACCCAGUUGACAUCAUUAUUUCGAGCGAUAAUCAGUCCCCGGGAUGCUCUAACGAGGAAACCUGCUUUCCAGAUGCUCAGCCACCUGUUCCCGUGAACAAACUAGAAAUAACUUCUCAGCUGACCGAUUUGGACAUUGCGAAAGAGCCUCCGGUGGUUGACGGACCUGUCGGUGAUGCUGAUGUGGUUGAACGUCCAUCGAAGCGAGCGAAGAGAUCUACUGCGGGAAAAUUUGCCAGCCAUGCUGCUACGGCGGCUUUGGGGGUAGCCAUAGGUGCUUUCGGUACUAUCGCUGCGUUGGCAUCGCUUCCUCCAGAUUACUUCCAGUGAAGGGCAUGAACAGCUAAUGUAGGAGGGAUUGAUCACUUGCUUUGGAAACAAUGCGUUCAUACUAUGAAUUAUGGUGUUUAUGAUCCACACACAGUGAGUGGUGCUAUCGGCGUUCUCAUACCAUUUGCUGAAUCGGGGUUUACCGGGCGCUUCUGCUCUUCUUUUGCUUGGUUGUUGGGAAUGUCUCAUAGCUGUUUUACUUUUCUAGGUGUCCUCAUGUGCUUUAUCGGCCUCGACGUGCAGCCAUCUCCUGCAAGCUGGAUGUAACUAGUGUUCUAGCAGAUAAUACAACCCGGUAUUCGGAUGGCUGUCUACUAUUCCGCCCCAGGGUGGAGCCGACUGAUGUAACCUAACCACGGCAGCAGCAGGACACUGCUUCCAUGAUCGAUGGGCCGUCUUUCAUUUCCAACCGGGGUCAUCUUAGACCUUUCACCACCGCGGGGCCCAUUAGCCCGACGGGCUGGUGACCGCCAUGAUCACAGCGCCGGAG